Syngnathoides biaculeatus (alligator pipefish) is the source of this 874-nucleotide messenger RNA. It is a transcript of the gene pctp, whose product is annotated as phosphatidylcholine transfer protein. The record is from RefSeq and is a predicted model, not a curated record. Bases 16 to 798 code for a protein of 260 amino acids. Lineage: Eukaryota; Metazoa; Chordata; Actinopteri; Syngnathiformes; Syngnathidae. Gene Ontology annotation, molecular function: phosphatidylcholine binding; phosphatidylcholine intramembrane carrier activity. The transcript has 6 exons.
UUUAGAUUCGACCGAAUGGAUGGGGAAUAUCUUUCAUCUCCACAGUUCCAUCCUCCUAGUUGUGUUUUUGAGGGGCCGGAAAGCAAGUUUCUCACUUUUAUUUUGAAGGUUGUUAGCGGACGUCUGAGGCGUUUCCACGCCACUGGAGCUGUCAUGUCGUCGCUGCGGUUCUCGGAAAAAGAGUUCGAAGCCGCCUGGAAGGAGCUGGACGAGCCGCAGCUGGACGGAGGAUGGCAGCUCUUCACCGAGACCAUGGGGGUCAAAAUUUACAGACUGCUCCAGCAGGAAACGGGCCUUUAUGAGUACAAAGUGUUUGGUUCCUUGGACAGCUGUGAGGCAGCGCUGUGCGCCGACGUUUACAUGGACCUGGCCUACCGCAAACACUGGGACUCCUACGUCAAAGAGCUGGUUGAGAAGGAGAUUGACGGGGGGUCAGCCAUCUACUGGGAAGUCAAGUACCCCUUUCCUCUGUCCAACAGAGACUAUCUAUACAUCAGGGAGUGUUGCGUCCUGGACGUGGACGGCAGGAAGAUCUGGGUCAUCCUGGCCAGAAGCUCACCCGAGACGCCUUAUCCCGAGAAGAACGGCGUGCUGAGAGUCAAAGACUACAAGCAGACAGUUGUCAUGGAGGCCGACGGCGACAGUGGAACCAAGGUUUUCAUGAAUUACUUCGACAAUCCUGGCGGGAUGAUUCCCACCUGGCUGGUCAACUGGGCGGCCAAGAGCGGCGUUCCCGGCUUCCUCACGGACAUGCGGAAGGCCUGCGCCAACUAUCCGCUCUACUGCCAGAAGAAAUGAAGACCAUCAACAGCACUUUAUUCAUCAAAUGGGGAGGGAGGCGAGGGGGCGGGGGGUACGGGUCUACCGUGUGCAU